This is a messenger RNA of Alternaria ventricosa, 561 nucleotides long. RefSeq lists its product as uncharacterized. The transcript has a single exon. Bases 1 to 561 code for a protein of 186 amino acids. The record is from RefSeq and is a predicted model, not a curated record. Lineage: Eukaryota; Fungi; Ascomycota; Dothideomycetes; Pleosporales; Pleosporaceae.
AUGAACGGCAACUGGGAAGAGUCAAAAACGAGGAUCAUCAACCUUCCCGACGAUCAUCCUGGCACUUUCGCUCUCUACAUUAGCUUCAUCUACACUGGACAGCGGCCCGUCACGGACAAGACCGCGCAAGAGCUAAAGAUGCUCUCAGAAGACGAGUUUUCGAAACUCACGACAGCUCAAUACAAGGCUGUCUUCAAUGUUCUCAUCCUUGCUGAGAAGCUGCAAGACCUGAAGAUUAAGAAUGCCAUGAUGGAAGCUGCAGUAGCUACAGCCCUACUGAGAGGUCCCGAUGGUGACUGGUUCGUCCCAUCAUCGUGUGUGAUCAACAAUAUCUAUAGGGGCACACCGCCAAAGAGUCCCGCUAGACGUUUUGUUACCGACGCGUGGAUCGGCUGCUCGAUCAGCGAGAAUUUCGCGAUCAUCAGCCGACUCAACAAAGAUUUCGUGGAAGACCUAGGUAAAGGUAUCGACAAGCAUUGGGUUCCAGUCAGGAUGCAAGCGACUUUCCAGUCAACAAUCUGGAAUGCUGCAGCGUACCAAGAGAAGUCAAAUGAGGACUAA